Messenger RNA from Alnus glutinosa, 3146 nucleotides. RefSeq lists its product as uncharacterized. NCBI's taxonomy places the organism in Eukaryota, Viridiplantae, Streptophyta, Magnoliopsida, Fagales, Betulaceae. The record is from RefSeq and is a predicted model, not a curated record. The transcript has 21 exons. Bases 254 to 3055 code for a protein of 933 amino acids.
UGGCCUUUACUCUCUCUCUCUCUCUCUCUCUCUCUCUCUCUCUAAGUUUUGGACCUGUGGUCACUCUGGACCUCUAUCUCUUCGGUUCCCACUUUCAAUUCAAAUCUAAGUUAACGAAACCCUGAACUCCAAAAACCCUAAUCCCAGAUCCAUACAUUUCUCUACGUUCCCUUAUAGUCGCCGAUUCGAGCCCGUCAAUCUCUCAUGGCCCUCCUCUGAUUUUAUCAGAUUUGGGGGCCGAUUCGCGAGAGACAUGAAGCGAGAGCUGGAGGUAGGCGAUUCACUUGGUGGUGGGACUCGGGCCGAGACGAGUCAGGCGAGUUCUUCUUGUGUCGAGGUUUCUGAGAAUAGUAGUAGUGAUUGUAAGAGAUUCAAAGGCUCUGUGGUGAAGGGUUUAAUUGUUUAUACCCGUGAAAGAAAGUCUCGGUUUAAUUGGUCUAAUGAAAUUUCUGAGAACGGCCAUGAUAAGCCAGUUAGGAGCUCGGAUGAGCAAGAAAUCAAUGUCAAUGCUUCCCAAGUUGUGGUUGGAGGCGGACCCAAUUGCAAUUUGGGAAUACCCAUUUGUAGAGAGGGGCAAGAGAGCGAGCUGGUACAGUUUCCAGCCAAGGAAGGAGACGUCGAGGUUGCAGUGGUUUCUGCCGAGAGUAGUGAGGGAAAGAACGAUUUUCCCAAAGAAGUGUGGGGGUUCACGCCCAUAUCGGCGGAGAGACCGAAGGUCGAGCCGACGAUGGAGAGUGUAGUAAAUUCAUCAGAAGCUGCUCAGAUUGAAUCAAAUUUGAAUUUAGAUGGGGAGGCAACGGGUGGAGUGAGUGCCUCGAAGACGCUGAAGAAUAAGUUGGAAUUAAAAAUGUCGAAGAAGAUUGCGCUUAAUAAGAAGCCGAUGACCGUUAAGGAGCUUUUUGAGACUGGUUUGCUCGACGGCGUGACGGUGGUUUACAUGGGUACCAACCAGUCUCAGGGAUCUGGUCUGCGUGGCACGAUUAGAGGUGGUGGAAUUCUGUGCUCGUGUACUUCAUGCAAAGGAUGCAGAGUUAUUCCGCCGUCAAAGUUUGAGAUUCAUGCUUGUAAGACGUACAAACGGGCAGCACAGUAUAUUUGCCUCGAAAAUGGAAAGAGCCUGCUGGACCUGGUGAAGGCAUGCAGGGCCUCUCCUCUGCAUACGGUGGAGGCAACAAUUCAGAGCAUCAUUGGUUCCCCACCUGAAGACAAAUAUUUUACGUGCAGGAGAUGCAAAGGAUGCCUUCCUAGGUCUUGUGUGGCAAAUGUAGGGCUUCUAUGCAAUUCAUGUGUGGAUUUACAGGAAUCUCAUGGGAUCCGUACUCACGAAGACGGUAAAAAACUCAGGUCAUCAACACCAGUAUUGAUCUCAAAGCCCCCCAGAACUGUUUCAGUUUCUAUUUCUCCACAAAAUAAGGGUCAAUUGAAGGCUUCAGUCUCUGUCUCUCCACAGCUUAAAAGUCAAUGGAAGUUAAAAACGAAGUCUCCAAAACGAGGUCUCUUCUCAAAGUCCUCCAAAAGUGCUUCUGCUUGUAUUUCUUCAAAAAAUAGGACACCAUGGAAAAUAGCCGCGAAAUCAUCAAAGUCAGUUUUGAUAUCAAGGCCGUCCAAAAGUGCUUCUAUGUGUGUCCCUUCGCAAAAUAAAAGUCCAUGGAAAAUAACAACAAAAUAUCAACGGUUCCAUAAGUUGGUUUUUGAGGAAGGUGGAUUGCCUGAUGGAACUGAAGUGGCCUAUUACGCACGUGGACAGAAAUUACUUGAGGGUUAUAAAAGGGGCUUUGGUAUAUUUUGUCGUUGUUGCAAUCAUGAGGUCAGCCCCUCACAGUUUGAAGCUCAUGCUGGCUGGGCCUCUCGCAGGAAACCUUAUGCAUACAUUUACACAUCCAAUGGGGUGUCUCUUCAUGAACUGGCAGUAUCUCUCUCAAAAGGCCGCAAGUAUUCUGCCGAAGAUAAUGAUAACCUAUGCAUCAUUUGUGCAGAUGGUGGGAAUCUUUUGCUCUGUGAUGGAUGCCCAAGGGCCUUCCACAAAGAAUGUGCAUCUUUAACUAGUAUUCCUCGUGGUGAUUGGUACUGUACAUAUUGCCAGAAUAAGUUCCAAAGAGAAAAAUUUGUGGAGCAUAAUGAAAAUGCUGUUGCAGCUGGAAGGGUUUCUGGGGUUGAUCCUAUAGAAGAGAUAACUAUGAGAUGCAUCCGUAUUGUCAAAAACAUAGAAGCUGACAUUAGUGGAUGUGUGUUAUGCAGAGGUUAUGAUUUUAGCAAAUCAGGAUUUGGUCCAAGGACAAUUUUACUUUGUGAUCAGUGUGAGAUGGAAUUUCAUGUUGGCUGUUUGAGGGAUCAAAAAAUGGCAUAUCUGAAGGAAUUGCCAGAAGGGGAGUGGUUCUGUAGCAUGGACUGCACCAGGAUAAAUUCUACUUUGCAGAAGUUGCUUGUAAGAGGACCUGAAAAGCUCCCAGACUCUCUUUUGGAUGUUAUAAUAAGAAAGCAACAGGAGAGAGGUUUAGAGUCCAUUAAUGAUAUUGAUGUUAGAUGGAGGCUUCUUAGUGGUAAAAUUGCUUCUCCUGAAACUAGGUUCUAUCUUUCAGAGGCUGUUGCCAUCUUCCAUGAUUGCUUUGCCCCUAUAAUUGACUCAAUCAGUGGACGCGACCUUAUUCCAGCCAUGGUUUAUGGAAGGGACAUAAGGGGUCAAGAAUUUGGCGGAAUGUACUGUGCAAUACUGAUGGUCAACUCAUCCGUUGUAUCAGCGGGAAUUCUUCGAGUUUUUGGGCGAGAAGUUGCAGAACUCCCUUUAGUUGCAACAAGUAAUGGUAACCAUGGAAAGGGCUACUUCCAAAUCUUGUUUUCCUGCAUUGAGAAGCUGCUGGCCUUCUUGAAUGUAAAGAGCCUUGUCCUCCCGGCUGCUGUAGAAGCAGAAUCCAUAUGGACGGACAGAUUUGGUUUUGAGAGAAUGAAACCCGACCAGCUUAGCAAAUACCGAAGAAGCUGCUGUCAGAUGGUGACCUUCAAAGGGACGUCCAUGCUUCAGAAAAUGGUUCGCCAAUGUCGAGUCAUCAACACGUGAUUAUAAAAGUAGAGAUGCAAAGUCUUCGUUUCCCUUCCCGCUUGGGUUGGUUUUUGUAAAUCUCUUUUGAUUAAGUUACUUUUCGAACUCA